Messenger RNA from Peromyscus eremicus (cactus mouse), 1897 nucleotides. RefSeq names its product calcium voltage-gated channel auxiliary subunit gamma 4 (gene Cacng4). Gene Ontology annotation, biological process: positive regulation of synaptic transmission, glutamatergic; neurotransmitter receptor transport, postsynaptic endosome to lysosome; transmission of nerve impulse. The transcript is spliced from 4 exons. Gene Ontology annotation, molecular function: voltage-gated calcium channel activity; channel regulator activity. Gene Ontology annotation, cellular component: postsynaptic density membrane; voltage-gated calcium channel complex; AMPA glutamate receptor complex. NCBI's taxonomy places the organism in Eukaryota, Metazoa, Chordata, Mammalia, Rodentia, Cricetidae. The record is from RefSeq and is a predicted model, not a curated record. Bases 1 to 984 code for a protein of 327 amino acids.
AUGGUGCGAUGCGACCGCGGGCUGCAGAUGCUGCUGACCACGGCCGGAGCCUUCGCUGCCUUCUCGCUCAUGGCCAUCGCCAUCGGCACCGACUACUGGCUGUACUCCAGCGCGCACAUCUGCAACGGCACCAACCUGACCAUGGACGACGGGCCCCCGCCCCGCCGCGCCCGCGGCGACCUCACCCACUCGGGACUGUGGCGGGUGUGUUGCAUCGAAGGCAUCUAUAAAGGACACUGUUUCAGGAUCAACCACUUUCCAGAGGACAAUGAUUACGACCAUGACAGCUCAGAGUACCUCCUCCGCAUCGUGCGAGCCUCCAGUGUCUUCCCCAUCCUCAGCACCAUUCUGCUCCUGCUUGGAGGGCUCUGCAUCGGCGCUGGGAGGAUCUACAGCCGCAAGAACAACAUCGUCCUCAGUGCGGGCAUCCUCUUUGUGGCCGCAGGCCUCAGCAACAUCAUCGGCAUCAUCGUCUACAUCUCCAGCAACACAGGCGACCCCAGUGACAAGCGUGACGAAGACAAAAAGAACCAUUACAACUACGGCUGGUCCUUUUACUUUGGAGCCCUGUCAUUCAUUGUGGCGGAGACCGUGGGCGUCCUGGCCGUAAACAUUUACAUUGAGAAAAACAAAGAGUUGAGGUUUAAGACCAAGCGGGAAUUCCUUAAGCCUUCUUCCUCCUCUCCCUACGCCAGGAUGCCGAGCUACAGGUACCGGCGACGGCGGUCCAGGUCCAGUUCAAGGUCCACUGAGGCCUCGCCCUCCAGGGAUGCGUCUCCCGUGGGCCUGAAGAUCACUGGGGCCAUUCCUAUGGGUGAGCUGUCCAUGUACACGCUGUCCAGGGAACCCCUGAAGGUAACCACAGCUGCCAGCUACAGCCCGGACCAGGAUGCUGGCUUCCUGCAGAUGCACGACUUCUUCCAGCAGGACCUAAAGGAGGGUUUCCACGUCAGCAUGCUGAACCGGCGGACGACUCCUGUGUGACCUGCCCACCCGUCUCGGCACCGGCCUCCCCCAGAGUGGCUGUUUGUGUGACACACAGCAGGGUGACCCUUAAGAUAAUAGACAGUGAACUGGAGCCAAGGGCAACCCUCCCUAGCCUCCAAACGAUGCCAUGGGCUGGCUAAGCGUGAAGGGAGCCUGGAGACUGGAAUCAGGGCUAGGGUAGAAACUGAAGGCUAACUUUCUCCCAAGACAGGGUGUAUUGCUGUCCUGAAAUUUCCCAGGAGGCCCAAGAAUUUUCCAGAAGCUGCGUCAGCCUGCUUCUUGGAAACCAGGAAACCAGUCAUGCCAGAAGAUGUCAAACUUUUCCCCCUUCCCUGGGCACAGGGCCACAGGAAGGCUUCUUCCAGAACUGGGACCUCUGGGCUCCCAUCAGCUGUUUCCCACCCGGAAGUUCCUGUGUCCUGGAGCCCAGAAUGAGCCGAAGCUCACUCCACUCCCCUCUGCCUCCCUCCCUCAGCCUCUGUCUGGCAGCCUGGUGGAGCCUGUGGUUGUAAACAUCAUCUGUCCUAAAGAGAAAGCUCUAUGGCUAACUGGUGCUUCGGCCUUGAGCUGUCCUGUGGCUGGCGUCUCUCCACCUCAGGAGACCAGGGAUCCAGGGCAAAGGCAGAGACUGCAGGCUUUCCUACCUGCUUCCGGAAGUUUCUGCCGAGCUCGGAAUGGACAGGACGUACUCACUCAACUUGGAGAUCUGGAGGAUUCCAUGGGUCUGAGGAAAGGUAGGCACUUGCUGUGUCCUUCCCGACUUGCCCGAGGAACCACACUGUCCCCUGAGCCACAGGGGACCCUGCUAGGGGCGGAGCCAUACUCCCACUUCCAAACUGGUGUUCCGUGACAGAUGUGCAAACUUCAGUAUGAGAAAGGGGAACCGAGGGUGAGCGGAGACGGAAAAGAA